This is a messenger RNA of Eleginops maclovinus (Patagonian blennie), 4858 nucleotides long. It is a transcript of the gene creb5b, whose product is annotated as cAMP responsive element binding protein 5b. Gene Ontology annotation, biological process: regulation of transcription by RNA polymerase II. Bases 670 to 2145 code for a protein of 491 amino acids. The record is from RefSeq and is a predicted model, not a curated record. Lineage: Eukaryota; Metazoa; Chordata; Actinopteri; Perciformes; Eleginopidae. Gene Ontology annotation, molecular function: cAMP response element binding; DNA-binding transcription factor activity, RNA polymerase II-specific. The transcript is spliced from 12 exons.
AGAGCUCCGCGCGCCGGCCUUGCGCUGCAAUAAUGUUGCACGACGACCCAACGGAGCGUAAAGAAAGUGUCUUCCUGUCGGUGUGUCUGUGGGUGUUGCAGCUGUUUGAUCAGUCAUACAGCAUUGAUACAUACAUGCAGUCGGUGAACAGGAAAUGUGAUAUCUACACGUUAACAUCAACAGCCACCACACCUAGCAACAGUGUUGUCAGGACGCAGGAAGUGACUUGCUAGCUCGCUAACUUAGCCACCUCUGCUAACUGCAAAUCUCGGCCAUUGCUGGCUGCGGCGCUCAUUACUUCUCUUACCGAUGUGGUUAUCCUCAAUGUGCACGAUGAGCUCGGCCAGAGAGUCGAAGUGAAGUCCGCAGCCCCCGAACCUGCAAGCGUUGGAAAAGAAAGAGGCAGCGGCGAUUCCUGUCAUGGUCGCUGCUGCAUUGGAAAUGGGGGCAGCAGCAGCAGCAGGAGCAGCGGGGAGACACCAGGCGGACAGCGGUGUGAACAGCUGGAGCGGCGGGGGCGGUGCGGUGACUUCUCCUGGCUGCGUCAAACCAGCUGGGGACCAGACCGGAAGGGAAGGGAUGGAGUGAUGCAAUUGGUUGCAAGAUAAAGACGGAUGACUGCACAAUGUACAUAAUAGAUGACAGUUUUAUGAGAAGGUGGCCAGAGUGAUGAACUCAGACCAGGAAAGGCCGUACGUGUGCAACGCUCCUGGCUGUUCUCAGCGAUUCCCCACGGAGGACCAUCUGAUGAUACAUAGACACAAACAUGAGAUGACCCUUAAGUUCCCCUCCAUAAAGAAUGACAACAUGUUAUCAGACCAGACGCCAACACCAACACGCUUCUUGAAGAACUGUGAAGAGGUGGGAUUGUUCAGUGAACUGGAUUGCUCCAUUGAGCAGGAGUUUUGCAAGGCCCAGGAAGAAGAGGACAGUAAACAGAGCAUCUCCCUGCACGGCCAGGGAGGCCAGCACCAGCAGUCCCACUCACGGAUGGGCAACCAUGAUACCAGCAUCGUGAUCCAGCAGGCCCUGCCCUCUCCUCAGUCCAGCUCCGUUAUCACUCAGGCUCCAUCCACCAACAGACAGAUAGGGCCUGUCCCUGGCUCUCUGUCCUCAUUGCUGCACCUACGAAACAGACAGAGACAGCCUCUGCCUGCCUCUAUGCCGGGAACUCUGCCAGACCCCACCAUGCCGGGCUCCUCCGCCGUGUUGAUGCCUAUGGAGAGACAAAUGUCUAUGGGCUCCAAUAUGAUGGGUAUGCAAGGACCCGCCCACAACAACUCCUGCUCUUCCACUCACAUUCCCUCAAUGCACUCAGAAGCCAAACUGAGACUGAAGGCUGCACUUUCACACCACCCGGGUCCCAUCGCCAACGGCAACAUGAACUCCAUGGGCCACAUGAUGGACAUGAUGUCCUCGCGGCAGGAGCAAGGCGGCCACCAUCACAUGCAGUCACACCCACACCAGCACCUGCAAGCCCCUCCCCACGCGUACCAGCACCACGGACACCACCACCACAACCAGGGCCACGGACAGGGUGGACACCACCACCCGCAGGGACACAACCCCCAUCACAACUCCCACAAUCCCCAUCUUCAUCCCGGUCACCCACACCAGACAUCACCGCACCCUCCGAUGCACUCUGCUUCACAUAUGUCACCUGCCACCCAGCAGAUGCAUCCCUCGCAGACAAUGCAGUCUCCGACAUCCAGCGGCGGGCGGCGCAGGCGGGUAGUGGACGAGGACCCAGACGAACGCCGGCGGAAGUUUCUGGAACGGAACAGAGCAGCAGCAACAAGAUGCAGACAGAAGAGAAAAGUGUGGGUGAUGUCAUUAGAGAAGAAAGCAGAAGAGCUCACACAGACCAACAUGCAGCUUCAGAAUGAAGUGACCAUGCUAAAGAACGAGGUGACCCAACUCAAGCAGCUUCUCCUCACACACAAGGACUGUCCCAUCACCACUAUGCAGAAAGAUUCCCAAGGUUACCUCAGUCCAGACAGCAGUCCGGCGGGGAGUCCAGCGCCAGCGUGCUCCCAGCAGCAGGUCAUCCAGCACAACACCAUCACCACCUCCACCACAACCGUAGGGGGCAGCAGUGUGCACGGGCAAACAAAUCACCGCACAGACAUUAACCCCAUCCACUAGGGACAAGACAGACUAUAAACCCGGCUCAAACUCCUCCUACUCCCCUGCUUUCUGAGGGGGAACCAGCUGCAAAUGCUGAGCCCCACUUCUCCCUCCAUCAAGAAAAAACCUCAAAGGCCUGUGAGGCUGUUCUUUAUACAGUAGCUACAGUAUGUAUUUUUAUAGACAAACCCUAUUAACGCAUACAUGUUCUACGGUUUGUUUCCUCUUUUUUUAUCUGUUUUUUUUGUGCUUUUAGCGAAAAGGAAGUUUUGCUAAUCCCAUACAGAGUUUAAGUGACUUUUUCUGUUGUAUAAUGGUACAAAAAUGGACCACGUUGGUAAUGGAACCAGAGGACAGAGACAUAAGCCUCUGACUGUCAUCUCUAUUAGCAGACCUUACAUCUCUGUAAGCCUGAUGGGCUGAAUAAUAGGUCUCAUGGACAGUAUGUUAAAAGUAUGCAACAGACACUUAGUGAGUUGGAUGUUGCUGCGUUUAAAGUUGUCUUUUGAAACCAAGUCGAACUGUAUCCAUGAUGUCUUGGAGACAGGAAUAUGCAAGCAAGUGUAAUGAUAUUUUCUCUCCUAGAAACGUAUAUGACUGUUAAACUUUUCCCUGUCAGUGGUAUUCUUAAAGAGUGUCAUAAAAUACAAGCCCAACAGUGAAAACAUGAUCAAAUGGUAGCAAUACAUCGCAGUAUUGAUCAUCUUCUUUGCUGUAUGUCCACAUGAGGAUCAGCAUGGCCAAGCCACUCUGGUCCCCGGGACAUACGAUGCUGUUACAGCUACAGAACUGUACACUGUGAUACCAGUGAGGCAGCGCGGGAGUUGAAACACACUCCUCCGCUCUCCAUGACCAACUGAAGCUUUAACUAUUGAGGCCUCUGUGCGUGUGUGUGUGUGUGUGUGUGUGUGUGUAUGUGUGUGUGUGUGUGUGUGUGUGAGCAUCUGGAUUUUAGGAUCCAUAGUUUUGAGUAUGCAUGCCCUUCUUUUCUCUGCAGAACCAAGUUCAACAGGUGUGUAAAGAAUGAUCGGGAAAAUGUGUGAGAAAGUGAAUGUGAGCAUGAAUUUUAUUUUUGUUUCAUUGGCAUCUCACAACUGGCAAAAAGGAGCAUAAAUAUGCCUGUGCUUUCCAAAAUGUCACAAUGUGCCUGAAUAUUUCCUAAAAAGUUCUGUAGACAGCAAAUAUUUUUGUUCAAACAAUCAAAACCGUUCAUUCCUAGUGUUUUGUUAAUGAGUUUCCUGUUACUGGCUUUAUCAUGGAUGUCUUCUGCAUGUAAGCGCAAAAUCAGCUGACCAAGGAGAAAAAUACCCGCUUUCCAUUUGACCUCUGACCUCUUCAUCAAUUUCUCUUCCUCUCUUUCUCAGGCCUCCUCUGCAGAGGGAUGGAUGUACUAACUGUUUUUAAAUCUCCGUUUCAACCUUGAAAACUUCACGCCUUCUCAUAUUAACUCCUCUUUCUCUCUUUCCUAUGACCAGGAAUGUCGACUCAUUAGCAUGAUGACCAUAAUGCACUGUGUUUUACAGUAGGAUGGAUGAAAUACAUUCCACUGACAGGUGGAGCAAUCGCAGAGCUGUCUAUGCACUUUGUCCUCUGUCAUGCCAGAGGGUAGAAUAGCCAUAUUAAGGUCCGAGUAAUUCUCAGUGAUUUCCACCCCCCCCCCUUUUUCAAACACCAGCGAGAAACGUAACUGUGUUUGGCUUUACGGAGAGAAUGUGCCUGGCAUGCAUCACGUGUGUGUAGAUUAAAGAAGGGAACCUAGAGCUCAUGUUGUAGGAUGAGGCUCAGUUAAGGACCCCGCACUGUGGAGUUUUUGCCCUUUUUAUUCAUGAAAAAAGAUGAAGGAUGUGAAUUGAAAAUCUUUAUCCUUAUUACGGGUUACAUUCAAGGUUUGUCAAAGCAUUGGGACUGUUGUGAUGGGUUAACGCUGGACUGUGUGUGUGUGUGUGUGUGUGUGUGUGUGUGUGUGUGUGUGUGUGUGUGUGUGUGCGUGUGUGUGUCGAUAAGACAGAGAAAUGGAUUCUCUGCAAAAGGGCUUUGUCGUUCCAACCCUUUGAACUGACGCUUGCCUUAUUUUAGGUUGUUUUUUAAACCAUAUUUAGACUGUUAGACCAUUCCAAAUUGACCUCUUGCAUGUGAACAUUAUAAUAAUGAAUUCAGAAUACUUUCAACUGGAAUCAUUUGAAAGAUGUUGCUAUUUCAGAGUUAGACAUGAGAGUCUCUAGUUUCAUUUUUGACAGUGGGUCCAGGUUCAGAAAAUUACAUUUGUUCCUGCAGAGGCUGACAAAAAAGGACAAAUGGAAGUGCAGUGCAAGUGCGUCUGUGUGGAUCUGUGAGAGGUGGACAACAAUUCAAUAUGUAUUAAUGAUGUUAUAAUUGUAUUAUUUUAAAUUUUUAACUAUAAAUAUUGUACAUAAUGUCUUUAACUUCUGUAAUCCUGUACAUGUAAUGCAACCACCUUUCUUUUUGAAGGGAGUAAAUGUGUGGUACAUGUUUGUAAAUAAUGUUCACAUAGCACUUGUUGCCUUUUGUUGUACGUCGACGCUCAUUUCAGCGCUUAAAUACAUUGUUUAUAUGUAAUGAACUGAUGAAUCCAUUCUGGCCUGCAUAACUUUGUACAUUAUUUUGUGUCUAUAAUGACAUUGUCUCCAUUUUGUUUUGCAUUUGUACAGAUGUUAAAGUAUCACUGCAGUUACAUUACGGUAUGAAAAUAAAGCACUUGUUCUGUAACAUA